Impatiens glandulifera is the source of this 1885-nucleotide messenger RNA. RefSeq names its product lysosomal Pro-X carboxypeptidase-like. Bases 74 to 1606 code for a protein of 510 amino acids. The transcript is spliced from 10 exons. Gene Ontology annotation, molecular function: dipeptidyl-peptidase activity; serine-type exopeptidase activity. Gene Ontology annotation, cellular component: vacuole. The record is from RefSeq and is a predicted model, not a curated record. Gene Ontology annotation, biological process: proteolysis. NCBI's taxonomy places the organism in Eukaryota, Viridiplantae, Streptophyta, Magnoliopsida, Ericales, Balsaminaceae.
AUCCUAGAAUCAGUUCUUCAAUUCAUCUUCGUCCUUCAACACUCAACAGCAUCGACUUUGCUUGAACUAGAUCAUGGCGAGCAAAGCAUCUUCAUCGAUUCAGCAUGUCUUCUUCUUUCUCUUCCUCGUCGUUUCCUCUCUUUCCUCACUAUCUGCCAAGUCCUUCUCCAACAAUCUAACUCCACGUUUCCCAGGCCGAUCUUCACGCUCUCAUAGAUUCCAAUCGCCGGUAAAUAAGUACCUCUACGAGACUCAUUACUUCGAGCAGCAACUAGAUCACUUCAGCUUCUCCAACCUCCCAACUUUCCGGCAACGGUAUCUCAUUAGCACCCAACACUGGCUAGGUCCCAAUCGAAUGGGGCCUAUCUUCUUCUAUUGCGGCAACGAAGGCGAUAUCGAAUGGUUCGCCGAUAAUACGGGCUUUGUUUGGGAAUUAGCCCCUCGAUUCGGUGCCAUGGUCGUCUUUCCUGAACAUCGAUAUUAUGGAGAGUCCUUUCCUUAUGGUAGUAUAGAGGAGGCAUAUAAAAAUGCAACUACAUUAUCAUACCUUACGACUGAGCAAGCACUUGCAGAUUUCGCAAUACUCAUUACUGAUCUGAAACGUAAUUUGUCAGCCGAGGCUAGCCCUGUGGUGCUAUUUGGUGGAUCAUAUGGAGGAAUGUUGGCUGCUUGGAUGAGAUUGAAAUACCCUCAUCUUGCAAUAGGUGCCUUAGCAUCUUCAGCUCCAGUUCUUCAAUUUGAGGAUAUUGUCCCACCAGAAACAUUUUACAAUAUCGUUUCCAACGGUUUUAGGCAAGAGAGUUCAAGCUGCUUCAAGACCAUUAAGGAGUCUUGGGAUGUAAUUGAGUCAGAGAGUGAGAAAAAUGAUGGCCUGUUAAAACUUACCAAGACAUUCCACAUGUGUCAGAAAUUAGAAACUGUGGAAGAUCUCUUCAACUGGUUGGAAUCGGCCUAUAGUUAUUUGGCUAUGGUUAACUAUCCAUAUCCUUCCAGUUUUAUGACGCCUUUGCCUGGAAACCCAAUAAAAGAGUUAUGCAGAAGAAUUGACAAUAAUGCUGAUGGAACAACUAUUUUGGAACGUAUAUAUGAAGGGGUAAACAUGUACUAUAAUUACACGGGAGAGGUUGAUUGUUUUAUGUUGGACGAUGAUCCUCAUGGUUUGGAUGGCUGGGAUUGGCAGGCUUGCACUGAGAUGGUGAUGCCAAUGUCUAGUAGCCUAGACAUCAGCAUGUUUCCAACAUAUGAUUAUAACUACACCUCUUACCAAGAGUAUUGCUCUGAUUCUUUCAAUGUCAAAUCUAGGCCUACUUGGAUAACUACAGAAUUUGGAGGACAUGAUUUCAAAACUGCAUUGAAAUACUUUGGAACUAACAUCAUUUUCUCAAAUGGCUUACUGGAUCCUUGGAGUGGGGGCAGUGUUUUGGAGGAUAUAUCGGAAAGUAUUGUCGCUUUGGUCACAGAAAAAGGUGCCCAUCAUUUGGAUUUGAGACCUGCAACUGACGAGGAUCCUGACUGGUUGGUAGAGCAGAGGGAAACCGAGAUAAAGUUGAUUAAAGGGUGGUUAGAUUCUUAUAACCAGGAAAAGAAGGCACAUUUCAGCUCUUAGAAGAUUGAACAAUUGUGAAUUGUCUCUAAAACUUGUGUAUGCACAUUCUCUGCUGGCUUCACUGCCAGAGAAUAACAAUAAUGUUGAUUGACAAUAAACUGUGGGAAUCCAAACUUAGGAUGUGGAUAGUGUGUCUCCAUUUAUAGAGCUCAAGCCCUCAAAAGUCAAAACCAUAACCUCCUUGAUGGGCCUAAAGCCCCUUUAGGUAAUUCGUGUUGUAUUUAGGGAUGAUAAUUAUAAUCAGUCUCGUGGUUUUCAAUCCAAAUUACUCUUUUAGGG